Molecule: messenger RNA, 426 nt
Organism: Hibiscus syriacus
Lineage: Eukaryota; Viridiplantae; Streptophyta; Magnoliopsida; Malvales; Malvaceae
Exons: 3
Coding region: 49-345 (98 amino acids)
Source: RefSeq, a predicted model, not a curated record
UUUGUGGUUGUGAGAGAGAGAGGUGAAGAAAAGAGUGAAGCUUUGAAAAUGGAGAAGUACUUUGGAAACGCGUACAGAGGUGACCCAGGAGUCCCCCAUGUGAGUGCAGACCUGUUCGUGAAUAUCUGGAUAGGGUGUGCUGCUUUCUCUGUACUCGCCUGGUUCAACCCUUACAUGUGGCAGCUCUCCAACCAAUUCAAUUGGCAUGACAGAGCAAUGAUACUCAAACACUACCAUUGGAAGAAAGCAAAGGCAAAGAAUCAACCAUUUAAGUUUAAGUGGAAUGAGAUGGACAAGGAUUUCAGGGACUCGUACUACUACGAUUGGCCUGUCUACUUUCCUUAGUUCUUUCUUGUGUAGGUAUGCUCUUUGACAAGUAGUUUGCACAAAUUUUACUUCACCUACUCAAAAGUUUGCCCAUCUUUA